Rattus rattus (black rat) is the source of this 1506-nucleotide messenger RNA. Its product is annotated as zinc finger protein 239-like. The record is from RefSeq and is a predicted model, not a curated record. NCBI's taxonomy places the organism in Eukaryota, Metazoa, Chordata, Mammalia, Rodentia, Muridae. The transcript is spliced from 7 exons. Bases 1 to 1125 code for a protein of 374 amino acids. Gene Ontology annotation, molecular function: DNA-binding transcription repressor activity, RNA polymerase II-specific. Gene Ontology annotation, biological process: negative regulation of transcription by RNA polymerase II.
AUGUCGGAUGUACUGACCUAUGAUGAUGUGCCUGUAAACUUCACUGAGGAAGAGUGGGCAUUGCCCAAUCCUUUGCCAAAGAAUCUCUACAAAGCCGGUUUGAGUGUUUCUGAGUGGUGUGCUCCGAGUGACUCUUCAGCAUGCUAUGAGGGGAGCUCAGGGAAGCUGAGAACUCCAGACAUGGAUGUACUGACCUAUGAUGAUGUGCAUGUGAACUUCACCCAGGAAGAGUGGGCAUUGUUGGAUCCUUCUCAGAAGAAUCUCUAUCAAGAUGUGAUGCUGGAGACCUGUAGGAAUCUCACUGCUAUAGGCUACUUUUGGGAAGACCAUGCUAGUGAAGAAUAUUUUAAAAGCUUUAGAAGACAUGGAAGACAUGAAAGAAGUUUAAUGGAAAAGCAACCCUCUAAUUUUAUUCAAUGUUGCAAAGCCUUUGCACAAAGCAGUCAUCUCCAAAGACAUAUAAGAACACAUACAGGAGAGAAACCCUAUGAAUGUAACAAAUGUGGCAGAGCCUUUGCACAAAGCUGUACUCUCCAAAAUCAUAAAAGAACACACACACGAGAGAAACCCUAUGAAUGUAAUCAAUGUGGUAAAGCUUUUGUACGCAGAAGUACUCUCAAUAUACAUAAAAGAUCACAUAGUGGAGAAAAGUCUCAUGAAUAUAACCUAUGUGGCAAAGCCUUUGCACAAAGAAGUGCUCUCCAAAAACAUAAAAGAAUACAUACAGGACAGAAACCCUAUGAAUGUAACCAAUGUGGUAAAGCUUUUGCUCGAAGGAGUCAUCUACAAAACCAUAAAAGAAAGCAUACAGGAGAGAAACCCUAUGAAUGUAAUCAAUGUGGUAAAGCUUUUGCACAAAGAAGUACUCUCCAAAAACAUAAACAAACACAUACUGGAGAGAAGCCCUAUGAAUGUAACCAAUAUGGUAAAACCUUUGCAGGAAGAAGUAAUCUCCUGUUACAUAAAAGAACACAUACAGGAGAGAAACCCUAUGAAUGUAAGCAAUGUGGUAAAGCCUUUGUGCAAAAGUGUCAUCUACAAAAACAUGAAAGAAAGCAUAUAAGAGAGAAACCCUUUAAGUGUACCCAAUGUGGUAAAGCUUUUUCACAAAGCAGUGGUCUCUAAAAUCUUAAAAGUAUACAUACUAGAGAGAAACUUUUUGAAUGUAAACCAAUAUGGUUUUCUACCAUUUUCACAAAGCAGUGGCCUCCAAAUACAUAAACAAUGACAUACUGUGGAGAAACCUCAUGACUGUCAUCAAAGUUCUCUAGCCCUUUUACAUAACAAUCAUCUUCAAAUCCAUAAAAGAAUAUAUACUAGAGAAAAAUGCUGUGACUGUACCUAAGAUGGUAAAGCCUUUGCCCAAAACAGUCAUUUCCUAGCACAUAAAAUAAUACAGAUUACCUAGAAACCCUAUGAAUAUAAGAAAUGUGGUAAACCUUUUGCAAGUCACAGUACUCUCCGAGUAAAUACAAGAAGACACACUCAAGAGAAACCCUAUGAAUA